AUGGAUAUCACCCCAAUGGUGGCAUCCGCCGGGCUGCUCCAGACCAGCUUGAUCUGGGUUGCCUACGCCGUCGCCGUUGCUCUCGUCUUCUUCGUCGCCGUCAUCACCGUCUUCACCUGGCAGACCCCCUACGAUCGCUCCAAGCUUGUCACGACCGUUGCCAUUGUCAGUCUCACAGCUCUUCUAGCUACAGUCUUUCUCCUUCCCGUCGAUAUCGCCCUCGUCUCCUCCACCGCGUCCGCAUCGAGGGGCACCAAGAAAGACUGGGCGACACCCGAACGCAUCCAUGGCAUCCUCAAGACGCUCAAGAUUGUCUACUACUCCCUGUACAGCUUCGAUGCGCUUCUCUGCCUCGUCGUAAUCCCGUUCGCAUACUUCUGGUACGAAGAGCAUGACGAGGUCUUGGAGGAGGAGGGAAGAGAGACUUGGAGCACCCGCUUCUGGCAAGCCUUAAAAUAUACCAUUGCCUUCAUCAUUCUCGUCAUCAUCCUGUUCCUCGUAGGCUUUUUCGUCCCUACUGCAGCCCAAGACCAUGGCCGACAUCUUGAUCUCGACUACUUCAAGCGUCUGUUGACCAACAACAAUGGUGAAAAGGCUCUCAGCUUUGGCCUCGGACUGCUCAUGACACUGGGAGUCCUCCUUUACGUGCUCUACACCGGAACCGGUCUCGCCCUCCUUCCAGUCUCCCUUAUCAAGAGUGCCCCGGCCAUUUCGGCCCCUGAACUUUCCGCCAUGACUGCUGCCGAGCUCGAGCACAACCGCGAGCUGCAGCGUCAGAUCGAGAUGCGCAACGCUGGUCGUAUCGUCGCCAUGUCUCAGAAGGACAGGCGCGAGCUCGACCUUUUACUCCGUGAGGAACGCACUCUCGUACGCCGCCAACGUCUAGCAGCCGAAGCAAGCGGCGAGGGACAAUCCACCAUCAUGCGCAUCUGGACCAAGACCCAGGCUGUUUUCCGUCCGCUCAAGCUCUUUGGCGGUAUCCUCCUGCUUUGCCUCUCAGUCAUCCUCUGGAUCUCGAUGCUCAUCACCGCCAUCGACAAGGCCGCCAACUCCGUCUGCAAAUCUCACUGUGGCUACAUUCUCGGGCAUAUCAACGUAUUCCAGCCCGUUAACUGGGUCUUUGUCAAGGCCGCCAAGGCGUUCCCCAUCGACUACAUUCUCAUGGCUUUCCUGAUCCUUUUCCUCUUUAGCAGCUCCAUUACCGGCAUUGCGUCCGUGGGCAUCCGUUUCCUCUGGGUCAGGAUUUUCCAACUCAAAAAGGGCCGUACCGCCCCUCAAGCCCUGCUCAUCGCAACUGUCAUGCAGGCCCUCAUCAUCCUAGCCAUCAACUAUGCCGUCGUCAACCUUCUCGCCCCUCAAUACGCCAUGUACGGCACGCAGACUUUUUGUCAAGCUCUUUCUCUGGACCCCGGUGCUCCUCCAGACUGCAGAAACCAUAGGGACAUGAUUCGCCCAUGCUCCGAGUCUCUUACCGACCCCUUGGCCAAGGACGUAUGCACGCCCACCGUCAUGUCCACCUUCUUGAACCGCAUUGUGCUCAACUGGCCCGUGUUUGGCGCCAUCGACUUUUGGGCCCAGUUUGCCUUCUUGACUGUGUUCUUGUUGGUAUUCGUUACCAGCUUGAUCAGGACUCCCAGAUUGAAUCUUACGGAGAUUGACGAGGAGGCACAGGCGGACGAAGAGGAGGGAUUGCUGGCGAGCACCUCCAGGAGGUUCGGCGCUACUUGGCAGGAUAUCACGGGCAGAGCCAAGAGAACUGUUGGUGGACAUCCCAAUGGCCAAGGAUAUGGAACUAGUGGGACAAACGGAACGACUAGUUCUCGUUAG
Messenger RNA from Neurospora tetrasperma FGSC 2508, 1827 nucleotides. RefSeq lists its product as uncharacterized. The coding region runs from base 1 to 1827 and encodes 608 amino acids. Gene Ontology annotation, biological process: protein localization to vacuole. NCBI's taxonomy places the organism in Eukaryota, Fungi, Ascomycota, Sordariomycetes, Sordariales, Sordariaceae. The transcript has a single exon. Gene Ontology annotation, cellular component: vacuolar membrane. The record is from RefSeq and is a predicted model, not a curated record.